AUGGAGGGGGCUCACGAGCACGUCCUGGAAGAGACGGGACUGUUAACGGUUCGUGCAGCCUGGAUGUGGCUUGGUUGUGAACAGGUCGAAAGAGACACGGCCGUGGUGCAUGGAGAUUCCCACGUCACUCGCAAGCAGUCGGUCGGCAAAGUGUCGAAGCUGCUUGGGGAUUUCUUUGCAGUGAAAAGGGUCGGACAUCCGGAUGGCCUCCAGCUCGUUGCCUCGCAUUACAUGCAGGCAGAUAUCUUCGAAAUCGAGCUUCAUUGGAUGGCCGAACCUUCCUAG
Molecule: messenger RNA, 285 nt
Organism: Sparassis crispa
Lineage: Eukaryota; Fungi; Basidiomycota; Agaricomycetes; Polyporales; Sparassidaceae
Exons: 3
Coding region: 1-285 (94 amino acids)
Source: RefSeq, a predicted model, not a curated record